Molecule: messenger RNA, 966 nt
Organism: Closterium sp. Yama58-4
Lineage: Eukaryota; Viridiplantae; Streptophyta; Zygnematophyceae; Desmidiales; Closteriaceae
Source: the annotation of a GenBank genome assembly
AUGGAGUUGAUGAGCUCGACCAGAAGAGUGUGGGCAGGCGAGAAGAGUGUGGUGACUGACGUGGAGGGGCAGUGCACUGACGUGGAGGGGCAGUGCACUGACGUGGAGGGGCAGUGCACUGACGUGGAGGGGCUGUGCACUGACGUGGAGGGGCAGUGCACUGACGUGGAGGGGCAGUGCACUGACGUGGAGGGGCAGUGCACUGACGUGGAGGGGCAGUGCACUGACGUGGAGGGGCAGUGCACUGACGUGGAGGGGCAGUGCACUGACGUGGAGGGGCAGUGCACUGACGUGGAGGGGCAGUGCACUGACGUGGAGGGGCAGUGCACUGACGUGGAGGGGCAGUGCAAUGACGUGGAGGGGCUGUGCACUGACGUGGAGGGGCAGUGCACUGACGUGGAGGGGCAGUGCACUGACGUGGAGGGGCUGUGCACUGACGUGGAGGGGCAGUGCACUGACGUGGAGGGGCAGUGCACUGACGUGGAGGGGCAGUGCACUGACGUGGAGGGGCAGUGCACUGACGUGGAGGGGCAGUGCACUGACGUGGAGGGGCAGUGCACUGACGUGGAGGGGCAGUGCACUGACGUGGAGGGGCAGUGCACUGACGUGGAGGGGCAGUGCACUGACGUGGAGGGGCAGUGCAAUGACGUGGAGGGGCUGUGCACUGACGUGGAGGGGCAGUGCACUGACGUGGAGGGGCAGUGCACUGACGUGGAGGGGCAGUGCACUGACGUGGAGGGGCAGUGCACUGACGUGGAGGGGCAGUGCACUGACGUGGAGGGGCAGUGCAUUGACGUGGAGGGGCAGUGCAAUGACGUGGAGGGGCAUUGCACUGACGUGGAGGGGCAGGUGUCAUUGAAGAGCACGUCCUCGUUGGAGUUGUUGAAGUUGUUUCCGCACUGCCCAAAGCUGUGCGUUGUGGGGACCGUGGUUAGGCGCACAGGUGUGUGGACGGCAUGGUAUUAG